UAAAUCUCAGUAGCCUCAUUCCAGCCUCUGCUACAGACUAGAGUGCUACUGCUGAGCUCGUUGACCUCUUUCUGGGUGUUUCUGUCCAGGCUGAGCAAGGAUGCCAGAGCCUGCAAAGAAAACAGCUUUCACCAAGAAGCCAAAGUCAGCUGAAGUGGUAGCUGGUGGCUCCGUCGUCUUUGACGCUGAGACUGAGAAGGCGGGCGUUAAGGUGAAAUGGCAGAAGAACAACGCAGACAUCGCUGCUAGCGACAAGUACGUCAUCAAAGCUGAUGGCAAAAUCCACUCGCUGACCAUCAACAAUACAAGUGCUGAAGAUGAGGUGGUUUAUUCCGUUAUCGCCGGGACCUCAAAGGUGAAGUUCGAGCUCAAAGUGAAAGAACCAGAAAAAACAGAAGAUGCCCCAGCACCUGCUCCGGAGGUCCCAGCACCUGCCCCUGAGGCACCAGCAGCGGAGGCACCUGCCCCAGCCCCAGCACCAGAAGAAAAGACAGAGGCUCCCCCUGCUGAGGCUCCUGCUCCCGAACCAGAGGCUCCACAAGAUCCAAUUGGCCUGUUUAUGCAAAGACCCGUGGAUGGCGAGGUGACUGUCGGUGAUAACAUCAAUUUUACUGCAAAGGUGAAUGCCACCAACCUCAUAAAGAAACCAGUGGCGAAAUGGUUCAAAGGCAAAUGGAUGGACUUGUCUACUAAAGUUGGCAAACACCUACAGAUCACAGAGACAUAUGAUCGCAACACAAAAAUUUAUACCUUUGAAAUACACAUUAUCAAGGCCAAGACCACAUAUGCGGGAGGCUACCGCUGUGAAGUAUCCAGCAAGGACAAAUUUGACAGCUGCAAUUUCAAUCUGAAUGUUAAUGAAGCCUCAAAUGCAGGAGACAUUGAUAUCCGUGCUGCAUUCAAGCGGACUGGAGAUGGAGCAGAGGAAGCCGGAGAGUUGGACUUCAGUGCCCUUCUUAAGAAAAGAGACAAUGAGGCGAAGCAAGAGGCCGUGCCGGACGUUGAUGUCUGGGAUAUCCUUCGUAAGGCCCCACCAUCCGAGUACGAGAAGAUUGCCUUCCAGUAUGGUAUCACUGAUCUGCGUGGACUGCUGAAACGUCUCAAGAAGAUGAAGAAGGAGGAAAAGAAGAGUGAAGCUUUCCUGAAGAAACUGGAUCCAGCCUACCAAGUCGAUAAGGGAUCAAAGAUGAAGCUCGUUGUGGAAGUGGCCAAUCCUGAUGCAGAAGUGAAAUGGCUGAAGAAUGGCCAAGAGAUUCGUGUCAGUGGAAGCAAGUACAUCUUUGAGAGUAUUGGCAACAAAAGGAUCCUGACCAUUAACAACUGUUCCCUGGCAGACGAUGCUGCUUAUCAGUGUGUGAUUGGAGAGGAGAAAUGCUUUACUGAACUGUUUGUCAGAGAGCCUCCUAUACUGGUCUUGCGACCACUGGAAGAUCAGGCGGUGAUGGUGGGAGAGAGAGUGGAAUUCGAGUGUGAAGUAUCAGAGGAAGGUGCGCAGGUGAAAUGGGAGAAGGAUGGAGUGGAGCUGACCAGAGAAGAAACCUUUAAAUAUCGCUUUAAGAAAGAUGGAAAGAAGCAUUUCCUUUAUAUUAAUGAGACCACACUGGAAGACAGUGGCAACUACACCGUCAAGACCAAUGGAGGGGAGUCAGUGGCUGAGCUGAUGGUGCAAGCAAAGCAGCUGGAGGUUCUUCAGGAUGUGGCCGAUCUGACCGUCAAGGCUAAGGAACAGGCCGUCUUCAAGUGUGAGGUGUCCGAUGAGACUGUCACUGGAAUAUGGGUAAAGAACGGAAAGGAAGUGGUUGCCAACGACAGGAUCAAGAUCAGUCACAUUGGAAGGGUACACAAACUGACCAUUGACAAUGUGGUGGCCUCAGACGAAGGAGACUAUUCCUUCAUUCCCAAUGGAUUUGCUUUCAAUCUGUCUGCCAAACUGCACUUUAUGGAGGUGAAGAUUGACUUCGUCCCCAGACAAGAGCCACCAAAGAUUAAACUGGACUGCGCGUCUGGAAAUGCUGACACCAUCAUUGUGGUUGCCGGCAAUAAACUGCGUCUGGAUGUUCCUAUCACUGGAGAUCCGGUACCAACUGUGACUUGGAGCAAAGGAGAUAAGGUCAUACAGCAGAAACCUGUCCGGGCUGACAAUGAGUCUGGGGUGGAGAUGGACGAGGAUGUGGAUCUCAUUUCAGAAACUGACGGCAGAGUUCAUGUGGAGACCUUCGCCGACCAUUGCGUGUUCAUCAUUGAGGGUGCAGAGAAGUUGGAUGAAGGUGCCUACACCGUGCUGGUGAAGAAUGCCGCUGGAGAGGAUAAAGCCACUGUCAAUGUCAAAGUCAUUGAGGCUCCAGACCCUCCUGAAGCCCCCAGGAUCCUUAACAUUGGAGAGGACUUUUGUACUGUACAGUGGGAUGCACCCAAGUACAAUGGAGGCAUGCCAAUUCUGGGUUAUGUCCUGGAGAGGAAGAAGAAGAAAAGCUACCGCUGGAUGAGGCUGAACUAUGACCUGGUGAAUGAACUGAGCUAUGAAUCUAAACGGAUGAUUGAGGGGGUCAUAUAUGAGAUGCGUAUCUAUGCAGUAAAUGCCAUCGGUAUGUCUCGUCCCAGCCAGCCCUCCCAGCCAUUCAUGCCCAUUGCUCCUACCAGUGAGCCCACUCAGCUGACAGUGGACGAUGUCAGUGACACCAGCGUCACACUGAAGUGGAGACCUCCAGAGAGGAUUGGUGCAGGAGGACUGGAUGGCUACAUCGUGGAAUACUGCAAGGAGGGUUCCUCAGAAUGGGUACCGGCUCUUCAAGGCCUGACUGAAAGGACCUCAGUUAUGAUAAGAGACCUGCCCACCGGGGAGAGACUCACUUUCAGGGUCAAGGCCAUGAACCUGGCAGGACCCAGCGACCCAUGCACCAUGAAGGAGCCUGUGACCAUCCGGGAGAUCAUGCAAAGGCCAAAGAUCUGGCUCCCUCGUUACCUGAGACAGAAAUUCGUGAAGAGGGUUGGUGAGACGGUGAACAUUGUUAUUCCAUUUCAGGGAAAGCCUCGCCCUGUGGUCACCUGGCUGAAGGAUGGACAGCCCAUUGAUCCAAAACAGAUCGGUAUCAGGAACAGUGAAGCUGACACCAUCCUCUUCAUCAGAUCAGCCGAGAGGCAUCACUCUGGACAGUACCAAGUUAAGAUCCAGAUUGAGAACUGUGAGGACUCGGCUACCAUCGCUAUCCAGAUAGUGGACAAGCCCAGCGCUCCUCAGAAAUUGAAGAUUGUGGAAGUGUGGGGAUUCAAUGUGGCUAUAGAAUGGGCUCCACCCCAGGAUGAUGGAAAUACUGAGAUAACGGGUUAUACCAUCCAAAAAGCAGAUAAGAAGACUAUGGAAUGGUUCACCGUGUUUGAACACUACAGACGUCUGCACUGUGUGGCGUCUGAUCUGAUCAUGGGUAAUCAGUACCACUUCCGAAUUUUCAGUGAGAACAUGUGUGGACUCAGCGAAAAUCCUAUAACCUCCAAAGACUUUGCAACUAUAAUGAAGUCAGGCACUGAAUAUAAACCCCCCAAUUACAAAGAUCACGAGUUUGAGGAGGCCCCCAAGUUUACGCAUCCACUUGUGAAUCGCUCCGUAGUUGCAGGGUACAAUGCGACUCUCAGCUGUUCUAUACGUGGGACACCCAAGCCCAAGGUUACUUGGUACAAGAACAAGAUGGACCUGUCUGGAGAGGCUCGUUACAGGUCUUUCAGUAAGCAGGGAGUACUGACCCUAGAAUUGAGAAAGCCUAGCCCCUUCGAUGGAGGUGUCUACACCUGCAAAGCUGUGAAUGAACAUGGAGCAGCAGAGACUGAAUGCAGACUGGAAGUCCGAGUGCCGCAGUAAAUGACUGGAUGGUGGCUGGCAGGUGGCGCUGUCAGGAAGAAGGAUUUGAUCUUGGAAUUCGCUAUCCGUAUUCUUCAGUCAUUUUAUAACAGACACACAUACAACUCCCAUACACACUACAACGUUCUGAUUACUUCAUAUCCGCAGAUUGUAUUGUACUGUCACUCUGAUACUUGGCUUGGUAUUCUGCAGAAGACAUGAGCUUGGAUUGAUGGUUUUUGUUGUUGAUAUUUUCUAGACUAUGACGGGUAGGUGAGAUAAUAGUAAUAAUAGUGCCAUAAUAAAAUAUGUAAGUACGAUAAGUGAUUUUGGAAGGUGAAAUAAAACAAUAAAGAAUGCAGAAUAUUUUUA
Molecule: messenger RNA, 4204 nt
Organism: Rana temporaria (common frog)
Lineage: Eukaryota; Metazoa; Chordata; Amphibia; Anura; Ranidae
Gene: MYBPC3
Product: myosin binding protein C3
Exons: 33
Coding region: 101-3853 (1250 amino acids)
Molecular function (GO): protein binding
Source: RefSeq, a predicted model, not a curated record